Molecule: messenger RNA, 1049 nt
Organism: Mus caroli (Ryukyu mouse)
Lineage: Eukaryota; Metazoa; Chordata; Mammalia; Rodentia; Muridae
Product: actin-like protein 7A
Source: RefSeq, a predicted model, not a curated record
UCCUCUGAUUUAAGUCUUUCAGGCCUUGUAGCCAGCAGGAUCGAGAGCUUUCUGAGAGCAGUAUGUCUCUGGAUGGUGUGUGGGCUCCACAGACAGCAAACAUAGGGGACGGACCUGCCAAGAAAGCUAGUGACCAGGCCUCCAUGCAGACACAGGUCCUCCAAACCGCUUCCCUAAAAGAUGGCCCAGCAAAAAGGGCGGUAUGGGUCCGUCGGGACAAUGCUGAGACAGAAGACCCUGUUAAGUCAACUAUGUCCAAGGAUAGGCCAAGACUAGAGGUAACCAAAGCAGUGGUUGUGGACCUGGGCACUGGCUUCUGUAAAUGUGGCUUUGCUGGCCUGCCAAAGCCCACUCAUAAGAUCUCAACAACAGUGGGCAAGCCCUACAUGGAGACGGCCAAGACUGGGGAUAAUCGCAAAGAGACGUUUGUGGGGCACGAGCUCUUUAACCCAGAUAUACAUCUCAAGCUGGUCAACCCCCUGCGUCAUGGCAUCAUUGUGGACUGGGACACAGUACAGGACAUCUGGGAAUACCUCUUCCGACAGGAGAUGAAGAUCGCCCCAGAGGAACACGCGGUCCUGGUUUCAGACCCACCCCUGAGUCCUCAUACCAACAGAGAGAAGUAUGCCGAGAUGCUGUUUGAGACCUUCAACACACCUGCAAUGCACAUCGCCUACCAGUCCCGCCUGUCCAUGUACUCCUACGGACGCACCUCUGGCCUGGUGGUGGAGGUUGGACAUGGUGUGUCCUAUGUGGUCCCCAUCUAUGAGGGUUAUCCUUUGCCCAGCAUCACGGGGAGGCUAGACUAUGCAGGUUCUGACCUAACCACCUACCUGAUGAACCUGAUGAACAACUCUGGAAAACACUUCUCUGAGGACCAUCUCGGUAUUGUGGAGGACAUCAAGACGAGGUGCUGCUUCGUGGCCCUGGACCCCAUUGAAGAGAAGAAAAUCCCUGCCCCUGAACAUGAGAUCCAUUAUACCCUGCCUGAUGGGAAAGAGGGACCCACUGUGGAAAGAGAGAAGAACACCCUGAAAGUUGUCCUCUGA